AUUCUGUAAGUUCAGGGUUGACCAUCAAGGGUGUGGCCGGUCUAUAAGAAGUAUCAAAAUUCGGAGAACGACAUUGUUUUAUCAGGAACUGUUAAAUUAUAAACACCAUGAUUUCGAAACUGAUGAUAUUGGCUAGCGCCUUGGCUCUGUCAGCUGGUGCUUACAACGGACCAUUGGCUGGAGGUCAACCGGCUUCCCAAUUUCCAGCAGGAAUAGACCCCAAAGCCUGUCCGAAUUUCCCAGACUGUUCGAGCCCUCUUGUAGCAAUCAGCCAAGCAGCAUCUCUUCCCGGAGUCCAACAUGAUCCCCUUCAGCAAUACAGUCAUUAUCAACAACCAGCUCAACAAUCCGCAAGGCAAUACGCUCCACAACAAUACAACGCCGUACCACAACAAUACAACCCUGCACCACAGCAACAGUACAAUGUUCCUCAAUACAAUCAUCUACCCCAACAGCCACAGCGUGUAGCUCAGCCUGCCCAGCCCCAAUACCCUCCUGAAAUCCAGAACGCUUUGGAUAGGGGAGAAUACAUUGGAGAUGGAGAUUAUCAUGGUGAAGGUUUGGCUGAAGCUAUGGCUGUGGGACCGAUCAACCAAGCUUCUAGGCAAGCUUAUCAGCCAGCAACUCGUGGUUACAACCCUGCCCCUGUUCAAUACCAACAGCCCCAAGCUGCUCCCCAAUACGCAUCUCUUCCACCCUACAGGGAGCAGAGGCACUCUGCUCAGCAAUUGCCAGCAGGAGUCGAUGGAGCAAGCUGUCCCAACUACCCAUUCUGUGGACAGUAACGUUAUUGAAGAUAAAGACUGGAUUCUUUCAUAAGUUUAGAUAUGUAUAUUUUUGUAAAGAGUUAUAAAUUGAUUGUAGUUUAGCAGUUCCUGUUUAUGUGAUUCGAUAAUAAGAAUACUUGAAAAUCGAA
Messenger RNA from Coccinella septempunctata (seven-spotted ladybird), 916 nucleotides. RefSeq names its product RNA polymerase II degradation factor 1-like. Gene Ontology annotation, molecular function: structural constituent of cuticle. The transcript is spliced from 3 exons. Lineage: Eukaryota; Metazoa; Arthropoda; Insecta; Coleoptera; Coccinellidae. Bases 108 to 785 code for a protein of 225 amino acids. The record is from RefSeq and is a predicted model, not a curated record.